Messenger RNA from Amphibalanus amphitrite, 1629 nucleotides. Its product is annotated as extensin-3-like. The coding region runs from base 84 to 1538 and encodes 484 amino acids. The record is from RefSeq and is a predicted model, not a curated record. The transcript has 3 exons. Lineage: Eukaryota; Metazoa; Arthropoda; Thecostraca; Balanomorpha; Balanidae.
AGAACUGUAGACACUGGGUGCGCGGUGAUAAAAGUGUCAGCCGGUCCGGCGGGAGCUUCAGUCGACGAGCGCUAGUGACGGUGAUGGGAGCCAUGGGGAGACAGAACUCACAUCAUCAUCUGCUGACGCUACUGUUGCCCGUGCUGGUCGCUGCCACCUCUGUGGACCCCGAGACCUCGCGACUAUUGGCGGAGGUGAAUGGCGGCCUGGCAGCGGACUCUACCGACUCUGACUCCGUGGGAGAGUCGAGCAUCUCCCGUCACGAUGUCGUGGGCCACUUCCCCGCUGGGCUGGCCCCGGUCGGAUAUGACACAACCCUGCCGUUUGGCGCCCGCACCAGACCCUCGUCGGAGCACCCCCUGAACGAGCACUUCAGCUACCUGGAUAAGGUACGACGGAAGCAGUACGGUGACAUCUACAGCAAGCAUCCGAAGCUACAUUAUAAGCCAAAAUACUACAAGUACCCGAAACAUGAUGGAGUGAAGUAUCAUAAGUCAAGCUAUGAUGAUGGGAAAUACGAUAAUCAUAAGUACAGCAGCUACAAGUAUGAGAAGCCCAAGUACAAAGAACUGAAAUAUAAGAGUUAUGAGUAUCCCAGGCACAAAUAUGCGACCAGUUAUGAGGAUCAUACCGAGUAUGUCCCAAAAUCGGUGUACGAGGCGCCCAAAUACCAUCACCAGUAUGAGCAUCACUUGGCGCCGGAGCCUUCCCAUUACUACAAGCCCCCUCCUCCGCACUACACUCCUGAGCCUCAUCCAGCUCAGUACGGGCCGUACCAUGGACCUGAGGGCGACUACCCGGUUCUUCCGCCGCCGCCCACCGCCCCCCACCACCUGCCGCCCCCGCCCCCGCCCCCAGCCGGCCACCACGCCUACCCGGCCGCCCCUGAGACCUUCCACUACACCGAGGAACAUCACGUGACCGAGACGUACCCGGCGCCUCCCGUGUACCCGGUGUACUCUGAGCCCCCGCCUCCUCCCCCGCGGGGCCAUCGCGGCGGGAAGUCGCUGGAUCGCUUCAGCUUCAACCCUGAACCGUACAUUGAGACCAUCGCAAUCGCUUACCACGAGAACGAGCGUAACUUCAACUCGCACAACCGGCAGCCCAAGCACUUGAUACCCGAGUACACCACGCCGCGGUACCAGAGCCCUCACCACGAGUACCGCCCGCCGCACGUGCAGCAGUACGCACCACGAGCACCCAAGUACGUGCCACGUGCGCCCGAGUACGGCCGCCACGUGCCGUACGCGCCUCCGCACGCUUCAGAGUACGUGGCUCCGGAGGAGCACGUGGCUCCCCAGGCCAGGGGUUAUGGACGUUUGGUUGGAGGUCAUGCCACACCGGAGCGUACCGUCACCUUGACCCCGUACCGGGUACAGGUCGGUACUCUGUACGGCCUGGCUUCGGCCGGGUCCAGCCUCUCAGAGACUGUGGUGAGCCCUGAUGGCACCUCGGGGACUCGGAAAGCGAGGACGGAGGACAAGGCGAAGGCUGAGGUGAAGUCUGGUGACAACAGUCAGGGGAGCCAGAAGGCGUGAUCGGCAUUGUUCGGGCUGGCUUCUGGUUAAAGGUGAGUAAAAGGUGAGAAGCCAUUGCCCGCGUUGUCAUAAUGAACUAUGUAGUUAUCAG